This is a messenger RNA of Anolis sagrei ordinatus, 639 nucleotides long. The record is from RefSeq and is a predicted model, not a curated record. Lineage: Eukaryota; Metazoa; Chordata; Lepidosauria; Squamata; Anolidae.
UGGAGGGCGGCCUCGCCCUUUGCGCCUCAGUCGCGCCUUCGCCUCUUCUGCCAACGGACCUCGCUCGACGGCUGCRCCAUGCCCAAGUGCCCGCGGUGCCAGAAGGAGGUCUACUUCGCUGAAAAAGUCACCUCCCUGGGGAAGGACUGGCAUCGACCAUGCCUGAAGUGUGAAAAAUGCAACAAGACCCUGUCUUCUGGUGGCCAUGCAGAGCAUGAUGGGAAGCCAUACUGUAACCACCCCUGCUAUGCUGCUUUGUUUGGACCCAAAGGUUUUGGCCGUGGAGGUGCUGAAAGCCACACAUUCAAAUGAAGCUCAGGACUGGAAAGUUUGCUGUGGAUCCUGGCAGCUUUAAAAGCAGUGUAACCAAAAUGUGCUCCCCUCCCCCCCCCCUCCAGUAGUGAGCUAGUAUAUUAUAAGUGCUUUCUGAAGAGGUGUGAUUCUAAAUGUUGGAAGAUUUACUGUUCUGGGCCAGUUGAGAAAUAUUAUGGGGUGGAGAUCAGGAAAUGGUUGCUAAUAAUAGCAUGGGAAGCUUCCUGGAAAUGAGUUUCAGCCAGAGAAAACUAAGCCUUCUUGUAGACCCUUUGCUCCAUAGUGGCGAUUUUGUCUCAGUAAUAAAAGCUUGAGUUUAAAACGUCA